GGGAAAGCAGGACAGUCUCCUUAGAUCCAAACAAGAAGCCAUUGACCUAAGGCCACGCUGCCUUCCUCUGCACUGGAAGAGAGCUCAUCAGUUUCUCUAUGUUUAAACUGUUGUCACAAGUCACUGGUUUUCUCAUUUUUACAUCACAGUGUGAGUCUGGGGGCCUUAGUAAGGCUCAGCUGUCACCCCGGGGGAGACACCAGGCAGAGGCUGGACCCUGGGCACCUUCAGGGUGAUUCUGAAGAAAGAGAACAAAGGAAAGCCACUAAGAGCUCAGACUCCACAAGGGGCUUGGGCGUGGCUGGGUCUGCCUCAGAUGUGUGGCCUGAGGUCACAGGUCAUUGGACCCUCUGGGCUUACUUUUCUUUUUUGUAAACUGGACAGAAAUCUGACUUGAACUCACAAAGCCGAGAUACACAAGUAGGAUGCCAAUGAGUAUUCCCAGGGCACAGAACACUGAGGCCUGGCCAUUUAGCCCUUCACAUCCUUCUAGAGCCCCAGUGGACUCUAAGCUGGUCUUUAUGCUCAAGGAACCUUGUAGGCUCCUUGUGACAGAGUCUGUUGGCUUUGGCCUAAUUUUCUCAGUUAUCUCCCAGCAGCCUCCUCCCUUAACCUGAUUGCUCGCUGAGCUUACAAACGUGUCGAGCUCUUUUGCCCUUCUAGAAUGUACCUUCUGUUUGCACCUUGACAGUCGGUAUUCCUUCCCCUAGAAUCCAGCCCUCUACCCUCUCUGGUUGUAAAUACCCCUUCCCCCAAUGCUGGUCAGCUUUUUUAUAAAACUUAUUUCAAACCUUGGCUUCUUCUUCUUCUCAUUAUUAUUUCCCUUUAACCAAAAAUGCCUUUAUUGUGGUGAAAUUAUAAAUAGACGUAUCACAGAGAUUAAAGAAGUUGCUCAAACACUGCCCGAUCCCAACCUGUACAUCUCAGCGAGCGUCUACGUGGUUUGAAGGUGGCUAUUCUGAAGUCGUGGAGCUUCACUUGGGGUUUUACACAGUUACUACCAAUUACACUUUUGAUGCCCUUUCCACCACAAGAAAAAGAAAAGAAAAACAUGGCAGUCAAAAUUAGAAAAUCAGGUAGCGGGUUGGGGACUUAGCUCAGUGGUAGAGCGCUUGCCUAGCAAGCGCAAGGCCCUGGGUUCGGUCCCCAGCUCUGAAAAAAAAAAAAAAAAGAAAAUAAGGUAGCUUCAUCUUCUCUUCCAUGAGGAUUAUAUUUCAGUUUGACACCUCUCUCUCUCUCUCUCUCUCUCUCUCUCUCUCUCUCUCUCUCUCUCUCUUGUUGCUUUUUUCUUUUCUGGGAUCCUGGGCAUUGAACUUAGGGCCUUGAGCAUGCCAGGCUUGAGCUCUACCACUGAGAUAUUUCACCACGCUGAGCUGUCAAUCUUUCUGACUCAGCCAACUGGAUGCUGGCAUGGCGGGCUUGUACCAUGGGCUUCAGAAGCUUUAGCAUUUCCUGGAUACAGCUUGUGUUUCUGACUCCCCAGAUGGGUGUCACAGGGCUGGAACCUGGGACACAGAACCAUAUACUCACUAGAUGGUCCCAUCAUCCCUGCUCUGUCUGGUCCCGGCUGGGUCCUAGGCCUCAGGAAUUGCCAGGCCUCGACUGCAGCCUAUAAGGUGCAACACCAUUCUCACGACUCCCAUAUGCUUCAAUACCUCAUACUGAUGUAAGGGCCCAGUCAGUCCCUGCAGAGAGGCCUCUGCCCUGCUGCUCCAUCCACAGACCAAGUUUAUAAACACAACAGGGGACCAAGGGACCAUUCAUGUCACUUACUAUGAAAGUAGAGAAAUGGAGCCCCUGAAAGGAAUAGAGGCAGGCAGACUGGGUACUGACUACAUGAUCCUAUGCUAAGGUCAAGGCCGCCUCGCCAUCUGACACUUCCUAGAACAGUCAUGGGAGAAGUAACACCUCCAUGUCUGCUCCCCAGUCAGUGGUACCCAGAAAAUAAUUUGUUUUGUGAAGAGCCAGUGGAGAAGUACACAAGAUAGACCAGAGUCCAUCAGUACAGAGUGAGGAAGAGAAAGCCCCAGGCAAGUGACAAAGAGGAGAGAUUGCUAAUAUUAGGAAGAUCAGUGUUCUGGCCUCACUUUACAGGUUAGGUGCUGGGUGACCUUGGACAAGUCUGCCCUUGCCUGUUUAUUAAAAAGGAGGGAAGAUUUUAAUGAGUUCUCAUACAGUCCAUGGGGUGGAGCUGGGAUUUGGACAUGAGGUGGCUGAUGGUUCUUUCCCUUAACUCUGUCUGCCCUGGAAAGACCUCAUUUAAACAGAGGGCCACAGCCAGCUAGCCACACUGGCCACACCUAGAGUAAGUAAGGAUGAACUGGGGUGUGUGUCCCGUGGCUAACAUUGUGCUUGGUGGCUGACAGGGGCUUCCUCUAGUUUGGAUGAAGGCCCCCAGGUAGGCUUCAUUUGGGGGUGUCGGAAAUGUCAACUUUCUCAAGAAAAAGCAAUGGGCAAGGACUCCCUGAACCAGAGUGUAGAGGCCAGAGAGUGGUUUCCCUGGAUCUCACUGUAGGGACCAUUUGGGGACAUUAGUUUCCUCUCUGCACAGACAAGGGAACUCUGUUAUCUAAGGGCACAUGCACAUUGUCAGGCUAGCGCUGUGGGAGACACAUCUGACUCUCAGCCCCUGGGUGUCUGUCUCUAGUACAGCUGUCCACAGCUGGCUCUGGACUCUUGGAAGAUGGAGAGUCAUCUGCAUCCCUUAUCUUGUCCACUGUGCUGAGCCUGACAGCCUGACAGCAAGAGGGAGGCUGAGGAAGCACAGCUCGAGGUGGCUUCUGGUGGCGUCUCAGUGCAAGAACUCGUACCAGCUCCCUGUUAUACACAUGUCAGAGAUCAAUUGGAGAACCCAGUGUCAAGCUUUCACAGGGAGGGAAGGCUGGUGCAGAACUAAGGGUGCGAGUUUAUCCUCUGCCACGGGAUCUCUAAUCCCCACAUUCGUACAGAAAAGGCAAAUAGGAAUUUUGUUUGUCCACAGCCCAUAAACCCAGCGAAAUCAUCCUACUAUGCCAGGUUCAGUGAUGCCUGCCUGUAGUCCCUGCACCCUGGAGGCAGAGGCCAGAGAACAGCAAACCUGGGCUACAAGCAAAUCCUGUGGCACCAAACCCAAAAUAAACGCCAACCCUCCCCUCAACCUGACCUCGUCUUCCUCUCUCCUAUAAGGCCUCCUUAGAGGAAGCACCCAUCCCCACCCUUCCUGGUGUCCCAGGGUCCCCAAGCUGUAUCUGUCCCACGGCUGAGUCUGUUUGGCCUGUGAGCAAGCCUGGCCUUGCUUGGAUGGGUGUGAAGCCAACACUGCAGCAGACGGGCAGCGCAAGGGAGCCAAGGUUUAUUACUGUGGGGCAUCCAGCCUAGACAACCUUCUGUUCCACCACUGUCACAGGUGGGUUUGUCACUCCGACCUGGCCACUUGGUGCUUUCCUCUUACCAUUCCGAACUUAGUUUCAGAAAGCCUCCAGACCUCUAGCCUCCUCAGACUCCACCACUACCUGCUCCAGAUGAGAACUUUGACUGAACCUGUAGCACUGAAUUCUGUCAAUGACAUACGGGAUCCACCUGUCUCUGUGUUCUUCACCACAUCAGUGGAGGGGAUUGCAGACACGCUCUCCUGUGCUCAGCUCUUACAUGGCACUGGGGAUCCAGCUCCUCAUGCUUGCAUGGUGCCUGGCUCUGUUCUGAAGUUGUCCAUCAAGUGUCUUAGCCUCUUUGGGGCCUCCUUAUCCAUUUGGCAACAAGGGAACAGACCAGAGGCUCUCUACAGAGUUUAGUGACCACCAAUUCUAUAGCAAAACUGCCCUGCAGCUCUAAAGUCAUUAAGACGGCACUGCCCAUUUGCUGCUGUGAGAAGUUAGAGGCUUGAGCGCCACUGACAGGCUGACUUUAUAGGAGACUGUUCCAGAACCUCCAAGGACGGCAAGAGCAAUGGAUGCAUAGCUAUCCCCAGAUAUAUGGGCUUCAGCACCUCUUCCACAGUGGGCCGCAGGGAGACAGGGCAGGCAGAAGCCUUCAGAUUUAUCUGCCAUCAACUGCCUGCGUGACCUCAACCAAGUCACUCCCUUCUCUGAACCGUUUUUAUUUGAGAGAAAGGAGGGCGCUGGGUAGAGGGAAAAAUGCCAGCUGUAUAUUAUACAAAACUGUUUGCUUAUGAAAACCAAACCAAAAACCCUGGCACUGGUGUUCCAGGAUCUCCCAGAAAACUUGGCACAUGGUUCCGUCGGUGGGAGCUGCUUUCCAGAAUUGUUGCCACGUUUGGAGAAAAUACCAAUUUGUGUUUCCUGGGAUGAGAACAGCAAAAGAGGAAAUUUAAGAAGAUGCAACAACUCCGCUGACUGGUUCAUUGUGGGAGAGCUCAGCUAAACUCCUGUCAGAUAUUUUUAUCAAUGCACUCACCAAUCAAAACUAUUGCCACAGGUUCAUGGUGACCUGGGCCGCGGCUGCCAAGCUUUCACCUUCCAGAUGUGAAGCAGCUGCUGCCGGGACUUUUCUUCAGGAAGACGUGACUAGUCUCUCUCUUCUUUAAGUCACAUUUGAGAACAUUUUUUCCCCUAACUAUUUAGAGCAUCUCUCUUUAUCACCCAGGCCAUCUGAACCUGUUUUAAAUUCUCUCAGAGCAAAACUGAAAUUUAUACCUGUCUCGGGUUCCAGCCCGAGAGACUGAGAAAAAAAUAAAACCUUCGGCCUCAUUUCUCUCUGGGUAGACACCAGAGACAACAUCUGUGUUGUUCAGGCAGACUGGUUCGCUGGAGAAGGAGCCAGUGAUGUUGCUGGGAAGUCUGGUUUCUAGCCAAGAUCUGACAUUGACCCAACUCUCACCCAGAGGUGACACAUCUCUGCCGCCCUGUCGCAGUCUGAUUUCUACAGUCAUGGGAGAGGGCACAGACACAACUCCCUGCAGGGUCAUUUCCACUCUUACGCUGUAAAGGCUUCAUCAGAAGAGAGGAAGCUGGCGGCCAUGCUGGAGAAGCCACGAGGCAGCUCUAACAUCACCGAAGAGGAAGGAGCCGUGCUCCACAUGCCAGCAUCACCUACCCUGGACAGCGGCCAAGGGGACAAGUCCAAGGUAAAGGCCAGGCUAGCAUCUUCCCACCCAGAUGGAGGGAGAGGAAAGUUAGGUCAGAAGAGAAUUGGAAUCCAGUGUGGAGCAGAGGGGAACGUGUCACUUAUAUCUCCUGAACUGAGUCCUUACUGAGGCCACUGCCACUCCUCUGGGCUCAUAGAUAUGGUUAAGAAGACCUCAGAGACUGCCAGGCAGUGGUGGCUCACACCUUUAAUCCCAGCACUUGGGGAGGCAGGCGGAUCUCUGUGAGUUCAAAGUCAGCCCGGUCUACAGAGUAAGUACCAGGGCCACACAGAAAAACCCUAUCUUGAAAAACUAGAGAGGGAGGGAGACAGAGAGAGAGAGAGAGAGAGAGAGAGAGAGAGAGAGAGAGAGAGAGAGAACAUCAACACACACACACACACACAUAUGCACGCACACGCACGCAUGCACACUUACUUCAUUCACUCUUACCCAGUGACUGUUGCCUUCAGAAAACCCCAGCUUGAAGAUUCCUCUUCAGGAAGUACGUAGACUGGAUGGGCCAGGAACUAUGUAUAAAGGAUGGAUCUGUCCACAUAGCUAUGCCCAGAAUGUCCCUUCCUCCAUGGCAGCAGGAACUAGCAGAAAGCCUAGCUAUGUCCUUAAAGAAAUGACUUGAGUUCUUUAUGGGCGUCUGAGCAAUUGACCAGGAGCUUCUAUUUUCUCUCAGACAGAUGCCAUCUACCCUCUGACCUUGAACUCUUGGUUUGGUUUUUGACUGCUACUUUUCUUUCUUUAGAACCAAAGGAUGUAGGGUUAGAAAGCUGUUCUGAAGUUGUCAGUCUAACGCCUAAAUCUCUGGUCAUUCUGUCUAAGAGGACCACACUAUUACAUACAUAUUAUUCAAAGAAAGUGGCUAAGUUUCAAGCCUACCUUUUGCAUUAUGAGAUAAGCUGAUUGAAAUACUUUUUCCCUCCAUGGAACUGAAUUUCAGGCCCCUGAGGCUGCUGCUAAUAGGCCCAGAUAUUUGCAAAUGUUGUUCUUUUCCACUAAAUAGGACCAGUAUUUUCAAUCAUUGCUGUUAGGUUUUCCAUAAACAUUACAGUCUUCAUUGUGUGAUAACAUUUCAUUUCAUUCUCAUUUGGAGAACUGCUUCCAUGCAAGUGUGAGAGCUGAGUUUAGAUCCCCAGCAACCCUGUACAAAGCCAUGCAGUGCAUGUGCCUCUAACCCCUGCACUGGGGAGGUGGAGAGAAGGAGACCUUUGGAGGUUGCUGGCCAGCCAGUGUAGCCUAAGUGGUGAGCUCUAGGUUCUCUAGGUUUAGUGACAGACUAGGCCUCAAAAACUAAGGUGGAGAGCAAUUGCAGAAGCUUCCCACCAUUAACCUAUGGUCUCUUUGCACAAACACACACACACACACACACACACACACACACACACACACACACACCACCCCAUCACACACAAAGAAAAUGUUGGGAUAACAGUGAAUGCUGGGUGAAAAAAAAACAAAACAAACCAAUGUGUACUCUACUCAAAGCCUUCAAGCAUCCCCCGUUGUUCUGAUUUCCAUAUUUGUCCUGAUUUCCUAAUUCUACCUGCUGACACCCAGCUCUGACACACUAUGGAAGGCUAUUAUGGGUUGAGCAAAGGGUCACUUCCUCAAUGCUUGGUCAUGGGCUAGUGGUGCUGUUUUAGGAGGAGGGGUCUUGUUGGAGAAAGCAGGUGAUGAGGAGGGUGCCUUAGAGAUUGCACAUGGCCCGCUGUCCUAUCUCCUGCGCUUCCAGUCCUCCAGGGGGUAAGGAGCUCAAGACUUUGCUCCCACCACCAUGUCACCCUAUUUAAGCACAAAGAUCUCAGCAGUGAUGGGCUGGCACCUUGAGACUGCAAGCCCUAACAAACUACCUGAGUCCUUUUUGAUCAGCUAUGAAAGAGCUCAUGCAACAGCAGAACCGUGACAGACCAGAGGACUCCUAAUCUACCUGCUGUCCUACAGCCUCAGCCUCCCAAGCAUUGAGUUUUCAGGCCAGUGCCACAUACUCCAUCUACUCGUUCCAUACCUACCUAUAAUUCCUGGUGAGUAAUACUUGAUCUUGUUCAUAGAGCCCAGUUCACAAGCCCACUGUGAUGGCUGCUCUUAUGUCAACUUGACAGGCAAACUAGAGCUACCUGAGAAGAGGGAACCUCAAAUGAGAAGGUGCCUCCAUAGGAUCCAACUGUAAGGCAUUUUUAAAAUUAGUGAUUGAUAGGAGAGGACCCAGCCUAUUGUGGGUGGCACCAUCCCUGGGCUGGUGGUCCUGGGUUCUAUAAGAAAGCAGGCUAAGCAAGCCACAGGGAGCAAACCGGUAAGCAGCACCCCUCCAUGGCCUCUGCAUCAGCUCCUGCCUCCAGAUUCCUCUCCUGUUUGCUUUCCUGUCCCUACUUUCUUUGUUGAUGAACAGCAAUACAAAGUGUAAGCUGAAUAAACCCCUUCCUACCCAACUUACUUACUCAUGAUGUUUUGUUAAAGCAAUGGAAACCCGAAGACACCCACACAAUUCUUUAUCAUCAACUUCUCAGAGCUAGACCAUUCUGUGCUAAAAUUGCUCUCUAAAGACAGUGGGGCCAUGCUUGGGCUCCACUUCCUCUUCUGGCAUACCUACAGUUCCUUCUGCCUUUCUCCUGGUGGCCAUGGCCCAUGACUGCUUUGUGAUUCUCUGCUAUGCAUAUGACCCCACAAACCAACACUGCAGUGGAAGCCAUGCCCAGAACCUCAUCCUCCCCUUGCCCACUCUGGAAUUCUCAGAUUCCCAAGUAUAUGGUUAACGUCACCUACACCUACCACUGCUUCUGUGACCAUUUAGCUCUGCCCUGAGUCUCCUGCUUAGGAACUUUCCAGAACCUCAUGAGCCUUGUAUCACCAUGACGGUUCUUUCUCCUCCUCCUGGUGUUGCUCUCGAAUGUCUGAAUCCCAGCCUUGGUGACUGCAUCAGUUCCAGUCCAGGGUGUUUGAAAAUCUUCUCCACCUGCACCUACCACCUUCCAGUAGUGGGCAUUUUUUUUAAAUAGUUGAGCUGUUGAGUGUCCCUGAAAAGCCCAUGUAUUAAAGACUUGAUCCUCAGGGCGAUGCUUCUGAAAGACGUAAUUGGUCCAAUCACGUGAGAGAACAUGAUUCUGUCAUGUUGAAGUCAGGUACUCUUUGAUCCAGUAUAAUAGAACUUUUUCAACUUAUCAGAUGUUCACAAAACACACCAGUUAAAACAUUGGGCAGGCUCUGAAGUCAUGAGCAUUUGCUGAUCUUCUAGAGGAUCCUGGUUUGGUUCUUGUUGCCCAUGAUGAGCAGCAUAACCAACUAUAAUGUAACUUUGGCUCCAGGGGAUAUGACAUCUCUGGCCUCCAUGGACACCUGCACUCUCAUGAACAUACACACAAUUAUAAUGAUUUUAAAUGAAGUAAUUACAUACUUCAAGCAUGGACCAGUCUUACAGUGUUUCAUAAAAGAAAUAAGACUCAGAAUGAUGUGUGCUUGUUAGCUUUAUGUUACUAUAACAAAAACUGGAGGUAAGUAACUUACUAAGAGGAAGGCCUUAGUUUUACUUAACAGUACUUGGAAAUUGAUUCCAUAAUGGGUUCACUCAAUUGCUCUGGGUCUGCAACAACACUUAAGGUCACGGGAAGAGAAAAUUGUUCACUUUAAAUAAGGCCAGGAGCUGAAAAGAAAAGAGUAGCUGUGGUGGUUUGAAUGAGAGUGGCACCCACAGAUUUGAAUACUUGGUCACCAGGGAGUGACAUCAUUUGAAAGGAUUAGGAGGUGUGGCUUUGUUGGAGGAAGUGUGUCACUGGGGGUGGGCUUCAAGGUUUCAAAAAGCCCAUGUCAAGCCCAGAGUCUUUGCUCUUCCUGUUGCCUGUGGAUCCAGAUGUAGAACUCUCAACUCUGUCCCCAGCACCAUGUCUGCUUGUGUGCUGCCAUGUUUUUUGCUAUGCUGAUAAUGGACUAAGCUUCUGAAUAUCAGUUUCAAUUAAAUGUUUUCCCUAAAAGAGUUGCCUUGACCAUGGUGUCUUUUUAUAGCAAUAGAAUAGUGUCUAAGACAGGAGCCUAGUGUGACAAUACACUCUUGUAAUCAUAGAAUUUGGAAGGUAAAGAAUGGGGGGGUCAGGAAUUCAAGGUCAUCCUCAGUUCUAGGAUACCCUGGACUAUGUGAAACCCCAUCUCAGAAAGAAGGAGGGAGGGUGGUCGAUUCCUCUGUCUCCUAUGUGAGAUACGUGUCGACCCGGGAUCCCGCUAAGACCCGGGAUCUCGUUAAUAAAGCUACCUCGUGCUUUUACAUCAAGAAUGGCUACUCAUGAUUCCUGGGGGCACCCCACCCCGCGAUCGGAGCGAGAGACGCAGUUCCCCGUUUUGGGGUACGCUCUUUCAUUUGGGGGCUUGUCCGGGAUCGGAGCGUGACCCCCCGGAACCCCGAAUGCCACUUGGAGUUGUUACUAAAAGCCUAGUGUCAUUUGGAAGCUGGUUCUCUUGAGAGGCAAAGCCAUGGAGCUGACACUGAAGAGAGAUACUCCUUGAGGGAAAAUCUAAGCUUGUGCUUAUUUGUACAAUGGCCUUUUUGGUCCAAGAAGGCCUCCUGGUUUAGCUGUGUGACUAAAUGCUGUUUGCCCUCUUCACGAGAUUCUCUUGUUUUCUCACCAUCCCGUUUGAGAUGCUUGUUAGUAACUGUUAGAGGUCUUCUUUACCACUGAGGAAAGGCGGGAUCCUACUAGAGGCCAGAAAGAAUGUUCCAGACAUGGGUGGAAGGCCCUCACUCCUGACUGUUGACUUCAAUACCCCUGAAGGACUUAAACUGUGAUAAUAGAGUGUCCCAAAAGAUGGGACCACUGCCAUGGACUAGAUUCUCCACCGGUUGGGGACAAUUUGGUCACCUUGCUGCCCAAUCCGGACCUGGAGCCACAGCAUGAGUGUCAAGCACUGGCAGAAGCCCAUGGGUGGAGGAAAGACCUCUGCAACUGGCUGAUUGACCGCUGCUGAAAGCCGAGGCUACCUUGUCUACAGACGGGAACAGUUCUCUUCAUGAAGGUCAGAGAUAAGUGGGUGCUGUCAUGGUGGACAACACAAUGUCAUCUGGGAUGGCUGAACCUCAACCCCCCAGCACAUCAGUGCUGCAGAUGCCUUUGCCAUCUCUUGGAUGCCCUGGUGAAGCCAACAACUGUGAGUACUAUUCAUUGCUCAGGAUAUCAGGAGGGAAGAGAUUCAGUGGCAUUGGACAAUAACAAAGCAGAUAAAGUGGCUUGGGAAAUGGCUAUGCAGGAGCCUAUCCUGGUUACAGGCCUGCAAGAGACAGCCACUGGGAACUGGGAUUGGACUAAGGGAUGGCCUCACUUAGAAUGUACAACAGAAGAAAAGGCCCAAAUUGCUUAAAUGAAAUAAAAAAAAAGACAAUGGCACACUUGAGGGGAAAGCUAUACUCCCCGGGGGGGGGGGGGGACUCACUUUGCCAAAUACAGAUAUGGACUCACUUAGAUAAAAAGUUUGUCCAAAUAGUUAAGGUGUAUGUAAUAGACUUUAAGAUUUUAGCCAGAGAGACAGUAAAAAGUAUAAGGUAUGUCAAUAAGUGAAUGCUUAGCAAGCAAACAGAGCAAAGAGACCUAGAGAGUUUAGUGAAAAGUCGAAGUGAACUUCACUGAGAUAAAACCAGAAAAAUAUAAUCACAAGUAUCUCCUAGUGCUUGUAGAUACUUUUUCAGGAAUAGAUAGAAGCUUUCCUCACCAAACGAGAGAUGGCCUCUGCAAUCAUCAAGAAGAUACUGGAAGAAAUCUUCCCCAGGUCUGGAAUGCCCAAGGUAAUCUGGUCAAAAAAAUGGCCCUACUUUCGUUGUCAAGGUAAGCCAGGGUGUGGCCAAGUAUUUAGAGGUCGAUUGGAAAUUACAUUGUAUUUACAGACCUCAAAGUUCAGGACAGGUAGAGUAAAUAAAACUCUAAGAGAGACCCUGACCAAAUUAAAUUAACCAUGGAGACUGGCGCAGACUGGGUGACACUCCUUCCCUCUUGCUCUCUUCAGAGCAAGAAAUACCCCUUCCAGAUUCAGCCUUACCCCCUUUGAGAUCUUAUAUGGGGCCUCAGCUCCCCUGACUGUAUUAGAUGAUGUUACUGAACCAACAUGUCAUAGUGCUAUAGUAAUAAUGAUUUGUGUGCCAGGCUAAAAGACCUACAGGUGAUACAGAAAGAAAUCUGCUCACAGCUGACAGCAGCCUAUGCCCCGUAGACCCCUGAGACAUCCCAUCAGUUCCAGGUCGGAGAUUGCAGAUACACUGAGCCCAGACACUCGAGCCUCGCUGGAAAGGAUUGUACCUGGUGCUGCUGACCACCCUGACAGCCAUCAAUUCUCAGCCCUCACCAGCUGUGUACUAGCUGUUGGGGCUGAGAGCUAGGACCUAGAGGGAAAUUCAGUCAUGUUUGUCCUGGGUUCUAUCAAGAUAGGUGUGGGAUAGGCUUGAUUUCCAUUACAAAUGAUGUAACAUUGCAUAUGUUAGUACUCCUAACACUUCUUGGGACUGUGCCUCAGGGAUCACAAUCUGUAUAAGUUUAGAAGUUCUAAAAGCUAGUCAUGACCUUGGUGUGUAGGCUUAGAUAGUGUCCAGAUUGGAAUCCUGAUGCUAAAGACUUAGUAAAAAAAAAAAGAGUUGAGAAUUACUUAAGGCUAUCUAGGUGCUACAAGGGCAGCACAAGGACAUCUGCCCUUGCCCUGCAAUGCAAGGCUUAUAGAGAAUUCAGAACUGCCAUUGACUCAGAUAUAAAAAGAGUGAAAGACUUUUUAGCUGACCUCCAAGAAUACCUAACCUCCCUCUCAGAAGUAGUCCUUCAGAAUAGAAGAUUAGACCUGAUAUUCCUUAAAGGAGUCUGUGUGCUACACUGAAAGAAGAAUGUUGCUUCUAUGUAGACCAUUCAGGAGUAAUUAAAGACUCCAUGAAUAAACUUAGAGAAAGGUUAGACAAAAGACAGAGAGACAGAGAAGCACAUCAGGGAUGGUUCGAGAGCUGGUUUAGUAGAUCUCCUUGGAUGACUACUCUGAUAUCUUCCCUUCUUAGUUUUGCUUCUGCUUCUGAUUAUAGGUCCAUGUGUGUUAAAGAAACUAGUUAAUAGGUUUGACUCCUACAAAAAGAUAGAGACGCUCAACAAGGUUGGUUUGAGUCUUGGUUCACUCGGUCUUCCUGGAUGACUACCCUACUUUCUGCUAUAUAGCUGGGCCAUUACUAGUAAUUUUCUUGGUUUUAGUUUUUGGACCCUGCGGGACAAACAGGUUAAUUGCUUUUGUUAAAAAUCGAGUGGGUGCUGUGCGGUUGAUGCUUCUGAGACAACAGUACCAGUCAGUUAGGACAACUGGUGAGACCAAAUACGAGACUUGAUAUCAAAAUUCUAAGAUUAGAAUUACUUAGUAGAAGAAGAGGGGAAUGAAAGGAAAAUUAUACAGAUUUAAGGUUUAAAAAUAUGAAGUUAAAAGAAAAUUCAGACUCAGGACUAAACACUGUGAAAAGCAAGUCCAGGCAGCCCCGCCCUGCCGCUAGGACUAACAGACCAUAAAGAUAAAGAAAAGGAAUGCAGGAACCAUCCCGAGUUAUCAGGACUGACUCAAACCAUCUGGCAGAAGGGCACCUCCCCCAGCUUACUCAGAGUCACACCUUAACCAGAUGUCCUUCAAACCCUGAUACGCCCCUAGCUCCUAAAAUCCUGUACGCUCCAGUCAAUACUUACUCUCCUGCUGUGCUGUAAUCUCACUGCUAUGUUUAAAUGAGUCAAUCACUUAUAGCCACGCCAGAAAUUAGCCAAUCGUGUGUAACCACGCCAAACCCCCUAGCUUUCCCUAUAUAAACUCCUGACUUUUGAGUUUCAAAAAAAAAAAAAAAAAAAAAAAGAGAAGGAGGGAGGGUAAAGGAGAAGGCAGAGGAAGAGACCAAGGACAGAUCUCUAAAUCCUCUCAUUAAGGCUCUAAUUCUUAAGGUUUCCCACAAUCUUUGAUGGUUCUAGGCAGAGGAACAAGCCUAAAACAUACAGGUUUCAGGGCCCUGUACUCCAGAUCUAAACUACAGCCAUAUACUGUGUUUUAGUCAGGGUUCUAAAGAAACAGAACUGACAGAAUGAAUAUUACAUACGUGCACACUGUAUGUGAGUGUGUGUCUGUGUCUCUCUCUGUGUGUUUAUAAUUAAACUGGCUUAAAGGCUGCGGUCCCAGUAGUCCAACCAUGGCUAUCUUACAUCACUGUGAUAUGUGACUGCAUUAUUUAUUCUAUGUCAGACAUCCCAUCUCUGUGAUAAAUGCCUGAGGGGAAUAGUUUAAAGGCAGGAAGAUCUAUUUCAAUUCACAAUUUCAGACGUUUAUGACCAGCUGGCUCCAUUGUAAUGAGACUAUUGUGUGGUGGACCAUCAUGGUGGCAGGGGAACAGACAAAUUGGAGCAAAGCUGCUCAGCCUAAGGAAGCCAGGAAGCAGAGAGUGACUGCGGGCUGACAGGUACGCCCUUCACAUGGUGCCUGCAAAAGCACAGCUCCAGCCAGUUCCCACCUCUCCUUUCCACACCUUCCUAGCAAAGCCUCUGAAACUGUUAGUCAGGAAGAGACUUUUCCUCUUGUAAACUGAUUUGCUCGGGUGUUUUUCAGUAAUGGGAAUCUGGCUAAAACGCUCAUCAGUCAUUUUGAAGCUGCAAGGCUUUGCUCGAUUACAAGGAUGAUGUCAGUAGUGAUUCUGUUUCUUUAGUAUGUAUUCUCCAUAGCAGAUGAAAAUAUCAGAUUUUCUCAUAUCGCGUUUUCUCUUUUUACUUCAAAUAGUAUGGUUCACUUUAAUUUUUACUCUCUCCUUUGUUUCUCCAUAAAAUGCUCCCAGAUUUGUAUCUAGGAAAAUCUUGCUUCUCCUUUGAAACCUCUAUUACUUCAAACACUUUCUUUGGUUUUGAGAAACAUAUGCUUUAAACGACUUGUUCGCUGUUUCUGAGGGUUUGGGGUGUUUUGGUUUUUUCUGCGGGGGUUGGGGGAGCUUGUUUUUUUUGUUUGUUUUGUUGCUGGUAUGUUUUUGUUUGGUUUUUGAGAUGACGACUUUCUGGUUGUCCAGAACUCAUGGUGCUCCUGGCUCAGCUCAUAAGUAGCUGUGACCACACAUGUGUGUACCAUCAGGGUUGAAUGGUAUCAUCAAAGUAAUAAAACCUCAGUCAUUAGAUGCUGCACUCACAAAUGUGGGCACUGGACAAGGCAGUCCUAAACAAUUGAUGGAUCAAAGAGAAAAUCACAAAGAAAUUAGAGACUAUUUUAAUAAGAAUGAAAAUGAGAACAGUCUGCCAAAACUCAUGGGAUACAGAGAAAGACAUGCUUACACUCAAAUGAGGAAAAAACUCAAAUGGCUUGACUUUUAACUAGAAGAAACUCAGUCACAAAGAACACACAUGGUAUAUACUCAUGGAUAAGUAGAUAUUAAGCAAAGAGCUUGGAAUACCCAUGAUACAAUUCACAGAUCACAUGAAGCUCACAGGAAGGAGGACCAAAGAGUGGAUGCUUCAGUCCUACUUAGAAGGGGACAAAAUAAUCAAAUAGAGGGUGAGAGGGACUUGGGAGGAAUAGAGGAGGGGGAAGAGAUGGGGGAGAUGUACAGAGGGUCAGGAAACUGAACAGAGGUGUGUGGCAAUGAGGGAUGGGAAAUUGGGGGUAGCAACCAGAAAGUACCAGAUGGCAGGAAGGCAAGAGCCUCCCAGGACCCCACAGGGAUGACAUUAAUUGAAAUUUCCCAUAAAGGGGAGGGAGAACCUGCCAACACCAUAUCCAGAGGUUAGGCAUGGCUCCCAGUUAAGGGAUAGGGCCACCCACCCAUCUCAAAAAUCUCCAAAAUUUUAGCCCAGACUCUCUCCUGUCUAAAGGAAAUACAGGGACAAGGAGUGGAGCAGAGACUGAAGGAAAGGCCAUCCAGAGACUGCCCUACCUGGGUCCAUCCUACAUGCAGAUGCCAAACCCAGACACUAUUGCUGAUGGCAAGAAGUGCUUGCUGACAGGAACCUCCUGAGAGGCUCUGCCAAUACAGAUCCUGACCAAUCCAGACCAAUCCAGAUGUGGAUGUUCAAAGCCAACCAUCAAACUGAUCACAGGCACCCCAAUGGAGGAGUUAGGGGAAGGACUGAAGGAGCUGAAGGGGUCUUAUCUAGUAUCAAUGGGAGGAGAGGCCGUUGGUCCUUAUGAAGGCUUGAUGCCUCAGUGUAGAGGAAUGCUAGGGUGGUGAGGAGGAAGUGGGUGGGUGGGUGAGUACCCUCAUAGAAGCAGGGCAAGGGGGGAUGGGAUAGAGGGUUUGCAGAGGGGAGACCAGGAGAGGGGAUAACAUUUGCUAUGUAAAUAAUUAAAAAUAUUCAAUUAAAAAAAGAAAUUAGAAAGGCAGAGCAAACUAAACUCAAAUAUACAAUAAUCAACACAUCAUAAAAAUUAGAGCAGGAAUACAUGAAACAGAGAAUGAAAACAAAGCUUAGGAGGGCUCUUUGGAUACAUCAACGUUUAGUUAGACUAACCAAGAAAAAAAAAAAAAAGAAAGAGUGUUACAAUAAAAAGUGAAACAGAGGCAUUACUAUUGAGUCUAUAAAAAUAAAUAAGAAAUGUGUACCAUUGUUCAGUGUCUGAAAUAAGACUGGAUUUAUCAUUAUUUGUGGCCAUUAGUCUUAAAGACAAGUUGCUACAAUCUAGACUCUCCCAAGAAGAGAGAAAUCUUGUAGCUCAGUUUGGCAUGUGGGUAUAUCUGUAGGGGAUUGUCUGGACGAACAACUUCAGGAGACUAACUGGACUGGCACAUAGCUCCCUGAAGCUGCUUAAUUAACUUCCUGUCUCCCAAACCUCACAUAUAAAUCCCAAGUGUAGCCCUUUCCCUUGGCAGACACCCUUUUCCACUGUGUCUGCCCCUUGAUGUUUGAAGUAAACACUGUAGUCUGUUGGAGUCAGUCUCUCGGCUAUUCUGCCUUCUUUAAGCUCCUUCAAAAUCUAAAAACAGUCAGUGUUAAGAUGUUGGCUUUUUUUAAAAAAUAUCAUUCUAAUGUUUUUACUAUUUUAUGAAAGACAGAAUAAAAUAAGGAGCAUUUAAAGGACAGUAUAAACCUUUGUUUUUGUUUAUUUGUUUUCUACUUACAAUUGCUGCCUUCCUGUGGGUCUUCUAGUCUGUGCUAUUUUUCUAGUUUCAGUAAAUCAUACCAAAGAGCCUCCAGUUCUUGGUGGCUUUCUACUGCUUACUAAGGAUCUUUGUGGUAGUGUCUGAGAAACAAGAAACAGAGUGAGAGAAUCAUCAGUCUGGUAAAUCUGUGGAAUUAUUUUUAACUUGUGGGUAACUAAAACUCUCCUGAAAUAGGGCUCAGUAUUUACCUUCGUGACACUAAAACAAAUAGCUGUGUGCAUGAAUUUAUCUCAAAUCCAAGAAUCUCUGUUCAUGGAAGCAUGAGCUGCUAUGUAUGGAAUAAGGCAAUGUUUGCAGUUCCUGCUUAUUCAGUGUGAAUGGUACAUGCAAGUGCACAGGUAUGUUUGCCUGUGCCUGAGCAUAUAGAGAUCCAAUGUCCUUUUCUGGUCUAUACAGGGACCAGGCAUGCAUGAGGUAUAUACAUACAUGCAGGCAAAACUCCCCAUGUGUAUAAGAUUAAAAUGAAUGUCUUUAAAAAUAAAUUAUAAGUUUUUUAAAAAGUAUGGCAGGGGAGAAGAGUCUAAAUCAGCAGGGCACAGAUUUAACAUGAAGAGGAAGAAACAACAUUCUAAUCAUGCAAGGAAAUGAGACGAUCAACAGAGUUACAGGAGCCAGGCAAAUCUUUCUUACAGAGGUUUCAGUAAUAAUGCUUAAUGCAAAGAAUCUUAACACUGUGGUGGGAAAACGCAAACUAGGAGAUUGAAUUUAAAAGAAAAGACUUGUUCAUUGUCCAGAAGAAACACACCUCACUAGCAAAGACACACAGAGAAAGGGAAAGGAUAUAGCCAACAGACCAAAUGAAUAGAAGCCAUCUGGUUUUCUAUAAGAGGGCCAGAAAAACACAUGAGAAAAACACUUCCUAUUCAACAAAUGGUGGAGGAAAAAUGUGGUGUUCAUAUCUCAAAGAAUGGGACUAGAUUCCUACCUCUCAUUUUAUACAAAACUCAAUUUAAAAAGAAUGGAAGAAUUCAGUGGAAUUCAGAGAUCCUGAAGCCACUAGAGAAAAAACUUCAAGGUCCAGGAAUAAUUUGCUUAUCUUUCUGAAAAAGAUUCUAAUAUCGAGAAGUAACAGCAAGAAUUGUCAAGUGAGACUGCAUGUGACGACAGAAAAGGGAAGUGUUGGUGGAGCAAAGAGGUUUCAGAAUGGGAGAGAUUUCCGCCAGCUGUGCAUACAGCUGUAGUCAAUAGCUAGCAUCUGUAAAUGAUUAAAGAAUCAAAUAUCUCCAAUAAUCCAAUAAAAAUAAAUGAAUUUAUUGGUCAGACAGUUCUCAGAAGCAGAAAUACAGAUGAAAAUGGGUUCACAUCCCUAGCUAUCAAGGAGAUGCAGAGCAAACAGCCUGGGGAGCCCAUCCAUCUCACCUGUCAGAACAUCAUCCAGAAGCCAACAAGAUGUUUCAUCCUGCAAAAGUGAUUGCCAUAUAAGUCCACCACCCAGGCUCGACCCCCGAAACAUGGGGGAGGAGAGAACCAAUACACGCGAUGGCACGCACACACACACACACACACACACACACACACACACGCACGCACGCACACGCAUACACACACACGAACACACACACGCACGCACACACACGUGCGCGCGCACACACGCGUGCACACACACCACACACUAAAAAUGAGAAGAAAUCAAACAAAAAAGUGCUGGUAAGAACUCUGGGAAAGGAACCCUUGUACAUUGAAGGUAGGAAUGGAAAUUAGUGCAGCUAAUAUAGUAAUUAGUAAGGAGGUUCCUGAAAAUAUAAACUAAAAAUAGAACCACCAUACAGUCUACUUUUGCUGUGUACCCAAAGCAAUCUGAAUCCCACACCAUGGAGACAACGGUGUGUGCGUGCUUAUAGAAGCACUAUGUGCAAAAGCUAAAAUAUGGGAUUGUCCUAGAUGUCCAUAAGCCGACGAGAAAAUGUGGUACACACACACUGAAGUUUUAUGUGACAAUAAAUAACAAAUGAAAUCACACAGUUUAAGGAAAAUGGAUGAAGCUUCCAUGGCGGCGCAUGCCUUAAAUCCCAGCACUUGGGAGGCAGAGGCAGGUGGAUCUCUUGAGUUUGAGGCUAGCCUGAUCCACAGAGUGAGUUCCAGGACAGCCAGGAUAAUGUAGAGAGACCCUGUUUCAAAAAACACUCAAAACCAAGCAUCACCACCAAAAGGAAAAUGGGUGAAGAUGGAGUUUGUCAGGUUAAGUAAAACAAGCCAGACUCAAAUAAGUAUAUUUUAUCAUAUAUAAAAAUUAUAUGUAAAUGCCAUGAAAGUCAAAAGGGGACUGGUUGGCUGGGUAGAGGAGGAGCAGUAAGUGGGAGAGUCGCUGAGAACAAAGGGAAGACAUGGCUCACAUGUAUGCAUUCUCCCUUUCGUGCAGAAUCAUAUCUACAUGUGCCAUGAAAGCAGAGAAGGGACAUUUGGAGGAAGGAGAGCGGCCAGUGAAAGGGGACACAGCAGAGGGUAAUGGGUGGCUAUGAGCAGAGAAUAAUGACACACAUGUGUGAGGUUACGCGAUGCAACUAGUUAUUUUGUAUGAUAACUAAAAAUUAUCUAAUAAAAACUUAAAAUAUGUAUAAAAAAGCUUCCAAGCCUUACUACAAGCCAAAGCAUGUUAUAUGAUAUGUUCAAAUUGAUCUGAUUUAUGCUAAAAGAAAGACAAGGGGCACAAAAAUGCCUAGAAAAGUGUGGAAAAAAGGGACUGGGAAAGAGGGAGUUUUCACGUGACAAAGCUCCACACUGAUUAGUCUACAAUGAGGGCAAUUUGAAAGGAUGGCUCAUCAGUUAAGAGCACUGGAUGUGCUUCUGUGUGGCCUUAGCUUCUAUUCCCAUCACCACACGGUGUCUCACAACUCUACAUGACUCUAGUUCUAAGGAAUCCAGUGUAAAAGUCAUGAAAUCGUUGAUUUAUAGACUCAGUGAGCUCAGGUCUCAGCUAUAGAAGACAGAGUUGCUGGCCCAGAGAGCCUUGGUCCAAACCCUGACCUCAGCGCUCUGUACUUUUGCAGAGUCUUCUGUAGUUCUGCCGUCCAUCUUUAGGGGCUUGGACCAUGAGACUGCCAUGACAGCCUGCAUGCAUGAUUCCUCUUCUGUAGUUCUGCUAUCUGUCUUUAGGGGCUUAGGCCAUGAGACAACCAUCGCCAACUCCCUCCUUUGGGCCAGACAGUCUUGAUGUCUUCCCUGGUGGUUAUGGAAUUGAGAUGGGAAAUUAAGAAUGUAACUGUUUCAGGCGAUGGAGUCUGGAACCCACGAGGCUUGUUAAUGAUAUCCAUUUUCAUUAUCAGCAGACCUCAGAGCCAGGAUUCCUGCUUUACUCCACAAAGUUGUUGUCUGACUGCCAGCUCUGUGGUCCCAAGAGCCAGCUUGAAGGAUGAGUCCCAGAGGGCCUGACUCCAGGGAGGCGAUGAUGCUUUAAUGAGCCAUGGUUCAAUUCCUCUUUGGCUCUUUCUACCAACUCCAGGUGGGAUGCCUCUAUAGAUCACUGGAUAGACCGGAUCUGACAGGUAAGAUGGCUGUGGAUGGAGGACCCAGAAGCAGGCAAAGGCUAGGGUGAAAGAUAAGGUCCAGGGCACUGGGAACUUGUAGGGCCAUAGUGCAGUCUGAGGUCACCCACCUUAGGGGAGAUGUCCUGGUUCCUGGAGUCACAUAAGCUGUGUACCUGGUCUGCAUGACUGACCCUGCAUCAGACAUCGUGGUAGGCCAAUCAGAGAUUGUAGGAGACUGAAGGUCUGGGAGAAGGACUUGCCAAGAGGCAAAGCCUAUGACACUAGAGACCUGGAGUUACUUAACAGAGACACCCUUCAACAUUCAGAGUCAAGGUAGGGAAACUUCAGGUCAGAGAGGGGGAGGCUUAGGUAUGGAGACAAGAUAGAAACCAGGUCUAUGCUGGAAGCUAAUAUACUUACAUUCCAAGCCUCACACACGCCUACCUUUUCUGUGGGAAUAGCGCAAUCAGCCUUGUGAGAGCUUGUGUGGAGUUUCAGGUUACAGAGAAGUGCAAUGCCCCAGAAUUAAGCUUGCCAUUGGGGCUUAAAAAUGGAACCUGGCUUGGGAAAUGUUCUGUCAGUAAAGUGCUUGCAGCAUAAGUAUGAGGACUUGAAUUCAGAUGCCCGGCAGCCACAUAAAAACAGGGAAUGGUAGCAGCCAGGCACUCAGCUACAACCCCUGUGCUAGAGGAAGGGCAGGAGGUGACAGCUGGGUCCCCAGAACUCCCUGGGCAGCCAGGGCAGCUGAACAGUGAGCUCCAGAUUCAGUGAGAGACCCUUCCUCAGAAACAUGAGGAGAGUGACUGAGGGCCUCUGGCCACAGACAGACAGACAGACAGACAGACAGACAGACACACACACACACACACACACACACACUAACUGGGACAGUUCUUGAUAUCUAUUUUUAGGGGUGUGGGCCAUGAGACAGCCACCCCUAAACCUCCUUUUCAGCCAGAUGCACAGAGGACCUCGAAAAUAUGUAUUGGAUUAGAGGAGAUGGUCUUUUUUAUAAAGUCCUAUUUUACAGAUGUGCAGAUGAGCUCAGAGGCCCAAACACAGCAAUCAAGGCAGAAGGCUGGUCCAGCAGGCAGGACUCUUGCUUGCCAGAAGGAAGUAUGGGGACUUCAUGACCCAAGCAGAGCUGGAGAAAUCUUCUCGGAGGAGGGAACGUCUGAGAGAGGAUCACAGAAGUACGGGCAAGAGGAGGAGCUUACGGGUAGCCAAAACAAGGAGCUGGGACAUUUGGGGUUCAAGACCCAUCUCUGCAAGGAGUUUGCUGGCUUCUCUAUUUCUGGCCUUGAGCCUCGACACCAUCCUGUCUCACUGUUUAACAGAUGAAGCAGAGGAGGGGAAGAGGAUGCAAUUGGAUUUGAUGGCUUUGAACUUCUGUCCUUCGAGUCCCAGUUCGAUCCAAGCCCAUGGCAUUCAAUGCACAAUGACUUCUUUGACCUUUCUAGACAUUCAGGGAAAUGAAGUUUGUAUGUCUUCGUAGUUAGGUAAUGAGGUGGUGGGCACCGGCAGGUUGGGUCAUCGUGAGUUAAUUCUCUGCUGUUUGUUUUUCUGCUCUGUUGGUGGAGGGUCAGAUAAACAUGUCACCAGCCUUCACUGUUAAUGGAGAUGCAGGCACAUCUUCACUUCACAUUUAAGAGAUUGACAAACGUCCUCUGAGGUGCCAACGAGGUGGCACUGUCAGCCACAGAAAUAGAAAAAGUGAGGCAAAGCCUUACCCCAUCCCUUCUCUCACGACACCUGGGCUUCCGGACACCCUAAGGAAAGCAAGACAAAACACAGGGUUGGUGGGGAGGGCUCCAGGCUCUGUCCUAACUCUGUGGCUGACUAUUGGUGUCCAUUGGAAUCAGGCCUGAUCUAUAUUCAAGUUCUUAAUUUCAAAUAUUGGACACUUUAGUUCUGGGGUAUUUUUAAAAAUAGAUUCCAAUUUUCUGCUGGAAUUCUCUAGUCAUUUCACAGCAUUUUCCGCUAUAGAAUGUGAACCUUCAUACUAAUGUCCUUAUUUACUCACUUAGGGAUCUAGACUUUUAAAGUUAACUGAUUUAUUUUUACAUGUUACUUCUGUUUUGUAGUAUUGGGAAUUGAAUCCAGGGCCUUGUACAAUGUGAAUGCUCUACCAUGAGGCUACCCCUCCCCAACCUUAGAUCAUUUGUAUAUCAUUUACAGUAUAUUUCCCCCUUUGGUCAUAUUCUCCCAACUUUGCAUAUCUAAUAACGUUCAUUGUGGGCUGAACACUAAUAACAAUAGAUGUAUUGGACACUGUGGAUAACCAGUCUCACCAGACACACUUCCCAUUUUUCUCUCAGGCAGGUAGAGUCAGGUACUGAGCACUUCAGGCCAAUUGGUCUUGGAAUUAGGUUUCUGGUCGCUUCGGUCGCAGUAAGAGUCUAACCUUCCCUGGGUUAUAGUUCUUUAUCACCUCAGUGCUGACAGACUGUGGGAGAUUUGCUCCAUCUUGGAGGGUAUGGGUAGGGUUCUUAGCUGUCCCUCCCACCCACCUACAAAUCCUGCUCUCCCAUAUAAACACAACUUCAAAUCUUUGGGAAAUGUUAAGAGAAGAGCAGUGUACAUGUGAGGCAAGCCCUCUCCUGUGGCCUUUUAAGUACCAAUGGUUCCUGGGAGAUCUUAGUGAAGCUUAGCCACCCCCCCACCCCCCCGUCCAGGCUUCUUAGCAGAGACCCAGAAUCCAGAUGACUUAUGGAAACACUAGUUAUACAAUCAGAGUGGUUUAACUGUCUAAUCCACGUUGUAAGCCUCUUUGGAUUGACAAAAGCUUACUGCUUUCUCUCAUAUCAAAGUUCCCUGCCUAGUUCAAGCCAGCACCAUGAUGGUCACCAAAUCAAAUAGGUGACUCUGAGGGAGAAACAAAAAGAGCCAGUGAUUGCACUUCCACUCUGGAAGGUCCCCCGGCCUGGGGAAGUCCAGUUCCUUCCACCCUUUCAGCAUCUGUGCUUCUUUAUUUGAUUUUUAGAAUGUGGUGGUGCAUGCUGGUAGUAAUCUCAACACUUAGUAAACUGAGACAGGAAGAUCAGGAGUUCAAGAUCAGCCUCAGCUACAUGAUGAAUGCAAAGCCAGGCUAGCCUACAUGAGACCGUAUUCAAUGAAAUGAUGAUUUAUGUCACUUAUCCAGGAUUUCCUAGUUGUGACAGUGGGGUGCUGGUCUACCAUGGUCUACAGUACCUUACUAAGGAGCAAAGGCUCAGUAUGCCCAGCUUGCAUGAAGUCUAAGAGUCCCAGGUCAAGGAGCACAAAGAAGGAGGCCUGAUGAAUGUGUGAACUGCAAUACGCUAUCGAGAACCUUGUCCCUGCAAAGCCGUGUGCUGGAACUCUAGAUGUUCCAGCCACCCAUGACCCAGACCUCAGGUUCUGUUCUACUAUGGAGACUACAACCUGCAAUGGGUCAGUAGAUGGCUCUACUGUCUUCUACCUGGUGGGCAUUCCCUCCCUGCCAGAGCCCUUCUACCUCCCUGUCUUCUUUCUUUUCCUUCUGUUCUACCUUCUCAUCCUCAUGGGGAACACCCUGAUCCUGGUGGCUGUGGUGGCCGAGCCCAGCCUCCACAAGCCCAUGUACUUUUUCCUAAUCAACCUCUCAGCUCUAGACAUCCUCUUCACCACCACCACUGUCCCGAAGAUGCUGUCCCUACUCCUGCUGGGAGACCGCUUCCUCAGCUUCCCUUCCUGCUUAUUGCAGAUGUAUCUAUUCCAGAGCUUUACAUGCUCAGAAGCUUUCAUCCUGGUGGUCAUGGCCUAUGACCGCUAUGUGGCUAUCUGCCGCCCUCUGCACUACCCCGUCCACAUGACCCCACAGACAAACACUGCACUGGCAGCCAGUGCCUGGAUCACCGCCCUCCUCCUGCCUGUUCCAGCAGUAGUAAAGACCUCUCAGAUGGUAUAUAAUGACGUCGCCUACAUCUACCACUGCUUCUGUGACCACCUGGCUCUGGUCCAGUCCUCUUGUUCUGACACCACUCCCCAGACACUCAUGGGCUUCUGCAUUGCCAUGGUGGUGUCCUUCCUCCCCCUCCUCCUGGUGCUCCUCUCCUAUGUGCGAAUCCUGAUCUCAGUGCUUCGGAUCAACUCCAAGGAAGGGCGUUCCAAAGCCUUCUCCACCUGCAGCUCCCACCUCCUGGUGGUGGGCACCUACUACUCAUCCAUUGCCAUAGCCUAUGUGGCCUACAGGGCUGAUCUGCCUCUGGACUUCCACAUCAUGGGGAAUGUGGUCUAUUCGAUUCUCACACCAAUCCUCAACCCUCUUAUCUAUACUUUGAGGAACAAAGAUGUCAAAGCGGCCAUUACCAAAAUUGUUUAUCUCAAAAGUGUGAUGUGAAUAUUUGACCUCUCAAUGUAGCUAACUCUGCCUCCAGGAUUCCAACUAGCUAUGUUUAACUCAGAGAAAAACACUUGGAGUGGUCCAGCGCUCAGAGUAGAAACUCAGUAAAUACUACAAAAUGGCCAAAUUAAUGAAUGUAAUGUUGUAUAAUAAAAAAUUCACUCAAGCGAACAGGCUUCUCUUCAAUCUUCAUAACUUGGUUCAUGGCUUUUCCUCUGUGCAGUGAGAUAAUGUUAACCUUUAUGUUUUAUAAGAAUCUAAGCUUGUCUAAAAAUUUCACUACUGGAUAAUUCAAAAACAUUUACUAAAGAAAAAAAUUUCAAGCCAAUAAAGAAAAAAAUUCUGUAUAA
Messenger RNA from Rattus norvegicus (Norway rat), 24328 nucleotides. The record is from RefSeq and is a predicted model, not a curated record. Lineage: Eukaryota; Metazoa; Chordata; Mammalia; Rodentia; Muridae.